Acytostelium subglobosum LB1 is the source of this 1200-nucleotide messenger RNA. RefSeq lists its product as hypothetical. Lineage: Eukaryota; Evosea; Eumycetozoa; Acytosteliales; Acytosteliaceae. Gene Ontology annotation, biological process: proteasome-mediated ubiquitin-dependent protein catabolic process. The transcript is spliced from 4 exons. Gene Ontology annotation, molecular function: protein binding; ubiquitin protein ligase activity. Gene Ontology annotation, cellular component: cytoplasm; GID complex; nucleus. The annotation marks the transcript as partial. The record is from RefSeq and is a predicted model, not a curated record.
GGAGAUAGAGAGAUGAAUGAUAAUGAAUAUAAUAUAGUAUCAGAGGUACAGUUGGAGAGACAUUUGUUGAAAGCACCGGUUGAGUCGAUCAACAAGUCGUUUAGACAGUCACAAAAGAUGUUGGAGAAGGAGAUGACCACUGUUGUCACUGCCAUCAAUGAUCUAAACAAGAAGAAGAACAACCUAUCAAAGGAUGAUGCAAAGACUACAAUCGAUAAACUAUUGACAAGGAUGCAGACAUUGAAGAGAAGAGUUGAGGAGACAAGAGAUGAUGAGGAUGCACAGAUAAAGAGAUUCAAGACUAGACUGGACCAUCUGAGAGGUGUUUGCAACAAUCAUUCUGAUCAAUAUAUCAAUCAAGAGUUCAAUGUUAAGCGUGUCGAUAGGAUACUGGUGGACUAUCUCUUGCGCGAAGGUUACUAUGACACUGCCAUCAAGUUGGCAGACACUUCAAAUAUAACAGAAUUGGUUGAUAUAGAUGUAUUCCUGUCGUCAAAGAAGGUGAUUAGUGGAUUGGAGAAACAUGAUUGUACAGAGGCAUUGGCAUGGUGCAAUGAGAAUAGGUCAAAGCUGAAGAAGAUAGAUAGUACAAUGGAGUUUAGUCUUAGGAUACAGGAGUUUAUAGAGUUGGUGCGAGCUAAUAAGGUCGGCCCGGCAAUAUCAUACGCCCGACAGCAUUUGGCACCAAUCGCUGCCACCAACAUCAAGGAGAUACAGGUUGCCAUGGCCACCUUGGCAUUCAGACAUGAUCGCACCUCUCAUGAGAAGUACACCGAUCUAUUUGAUAUGGAGCGUUGGAAUGAUCGCAUUCGACAGUUCAAGCGAGACAACUACAACGUCAACUCACUCACCUCACGUUCAUUGAUCGACAUAUCCUUGCAGUCUGGUCUAUCAGUGUUGAAGACAGAACAAUGCGAAGACGAAGAGACGAUGAAUGUCAAUUGUCCAUUGUGUGAUGCAGACUUCUCGAGGUUGGCUGAGCCUCUGCCAGUCUCAUUGCAGUCUCAUUCAAGUCUGAUAUGUAGGAUAACUGGAGAGUUGAUGACUGAUGACAAUCCACCAAUGGUAUUACCCAAUGGCAAUGUUUACUGUCGCAAUGCAAUGGUGGAGAUGGCUGCACACGAUGACAACAUCAUCACUUGUCCAAGAAGUGGUGCCAAGUUCAACUAUGCUGAGUUACGCAGGGCAUACAUAGCCUAG